AUGGCAGAAGCUAAUAUUUCUGUGAGCCGGGAACAGUUCAGCUGUCCAGUCUGUCUAGAUCUAUUGAACGAUCCAGUGACCAUCCCCUGUGGACACAGUUAUUGUAUGAACUGUAUUAGACGCUAUUGGGAUGAAAAUGCUCAAUUGAGAGUUUACAACUGUCCUCAGUGCAGACAAGCCUUCACUCCGAGACCAGUUUUAGCGAAGAAUGUGGUGGUUGCUGAAAUGGUGGAGAAACUGAGGAGGACAGGACCCCAGGCUGCUCAUGUUCCUCACUGUGACGCUAGACCUGGAGAUGUGGAGUGUGAUGUUUGUACUGGCAGAAAAUACAAAGCCAUCAAAUCCUGUUUGGUGUGUCUGAACUCUUUUUGUCCCAUUCACUUUCAACAACAUGAGGAUCUCUUCGAAGGUGAGAGACACUGUUUGAUGGAUGCUACUGAACAACUCCAGGAGAUGAUCUGUCCAAUACACAAUGAGCUUUUGGAGAUUUUUUGUCAUACUGACCAGACGAGUAUUUGUAUGCUGUGUACAAUGGAUAUCCACAAAAACCACGACGUGUCACCAGGAGCAGAGAGAAUUAAUCAGAGUUCUUCGUCUCUCUCUGUUUCUCAUGAACCUACUGACCUUUUCAGCUUUGAUGUCAGUUCUCAUCCUUCUAAUUAUCUGAGAAAAUCUUUCUCUCAAAAACUAAAGAAAAAAAUGGACGAUUUCCUAAAUUCAGAGGUAGUGGUUGUGUCUGGUUUGGUAAUUCACUACAAAAACCCCACGGAUGCACCCAGGAACAGAAAUGAGAUCCUACAAUAUUCACAAGAGCUCUCAAUGGAUUCAAACACAAUGAAUGAAAUACUCGUACUGUCUGGGGGAAACAGAGUGGCUACUAACACUGGCAAAGUCCAGCGAUAUCCCAAUCAUCCAGAGAGAUUUGAUUGUUGGCCUCAGGUGUUGUGUAGAGAGAGUGUGUGUGGACGUGCCUACUGGGAAUUUGAGUGGAGUGGGAGUGCUGGCAUGGGUAUUUCGUUGUCGUAUAGGAGCAUCUGCAGGAAGGGAAGGGGUGAUGAGUGUAAAUUUGGAAGCAAUGAUCAGUCUACGAAUUUAUACUGCUCUCCUUCCAAAUACAUAUUCUGGGACAGUAACAAAAAGACUAAACUGUAUAUAAAGACUUCUAAAGUAAAGUCUUCUAGAUUAGGAGUGUAUGUGGAUUACAGUGCUGGAAUUGUGAACUACUUCAGCAUCUCUGACACAAUGAAACUCAUCUACAUAGUCCAGGGCAAAUUCACGCAGCCGAUCUAUCCUGGGUUUACGGUUUAUUUUGGAUCUGCAGUGAAACUGUGUGAUCCAUCAAUGAACUGUAGAUGA
Molecule: messenger RNA, 1356 nt
Organism: Rhinichthys klamathensis goyatoka
Lineage: Eukaryota; Metazoa; Chordata; Actinopteri; Cypriniformes; Leuciscidae
Gene: ftr54
Product: finTRIM family, member 54
Exons: 4
Coding region: 1-1356 (451 amino acids)
Molecular function (GO): zinc ion binding; protein binding
Source: RefSeq, a predicted model, not a curated record